This is a messenger RNA of Bacillus rossius redtenbacheri, 3031 nucleotides long. RefSeq names its product epidermal growth factor receptor kinase substrate 8-like. The coding region runs from base 179 to 2866 and encodes 895 amino acids. The record is from RefSeq and is a predicted model, not a curated record. Gene Ontology annotation, cellular component: plasma membrane. Gene Ontology annotation, molecular function: actin binding. Gene Ontology annotation, biological process: regulation of Rho protein signal transduction; Rho protein signal transduction. The transcript has 18 exons. Lineage: Eukaryota; Metazoa; Arthropoda; Insecta; Phasmatodea; Bacillidae.
GUAGAAUGUUAUUACAUAUUUUUAAAUCUGGGUGUGGUGUGCUCGAUUCCUCGAUUGCAUUGGUUAUGAUUAAGGCCAUGCUUGAGUUUGUGUUGUGUUUGCGAAUGGGGUUUGGUAGAAAUAAGACAGAUAUAUAAAAAUGUUUGCCAAAAUCAUCUAUUAUGUUCGCUACUAAGUCAUGCCCAGUGUGAAAGAAAAUAGAGCCCACCAGUGGUAUACUGAUACUUACAGUACAUCACAAUCAUCCGGCAAGAAGAUGUUCAAUAGAUCAAGCCUGCAUUCCAAUGGCUAUAUAGAUGGGCAGCACCAGACACACCAGCAAGAGGUGGGAGCAGGGGUGGUUUCUGACGAGGUCCCCACAUACUUGAUAGAGCACCUAGCCACUUUUACAGUGUCAAAGGAAACCAGCAUAAUUUAUCCUGCUGAUGGUAUGCGAAGGCUGCUGCAGUUGGAAAAGUCCAAUGGAAUCUGGUCACAGAAGAUGCAGAUGCAAUUGGACCGCAAUUGGGUGCUCAUAAUGGAUUACGAGACAGGGGUUAUUAUGGAAAGGUUUCCUGUUGACCUUAUUCAAGAGCCAACUGCCUUUACAAGUCAUGACCCAAUGGAAAUUUAUAACAACAUUCUGGUUUUUAUAGUUGGAGAUGAAAGGCAAGAUCGCCAAGAGCAUGGAAUGUCAAGAUCUGAAAUGCAUAUAUUUCAGUGUCAAAGUAUUUCUGCACAAGAACUGGUGGAAGACUUAAAGCUGUUGCAAGCAGGCAAAGUGCCUCCCAACCGUAGAGCAGAAAUGAUACCACCACCUCCGGCCACCCCACCUCCUGAACCUCCUGGUGACAUGGGUGUAAAUGUUCGCGGUCAAGUGUCUGUGUUCAAUGCUUCAGCCAAUCAAGCAGAAACUGGAGGUCCACAUGUUGAACUUGCAUCUGGAAUGUUCUCAGGCCGUGAUGGCAUAUCAUUCAAUGACGAAACAUGUUCAACAUCAAGCGAGAAAUAUGAGCGCGAUGUAACUGUGUUAAACCACUGUUUUGAUGAUAUUGAAAAGUUCAUAGCAAGACUUCAGCAUGCAGCGGCUGCUUCACGGGAACUGGAGCGUAGAAGGAGGAAUCGUAAAUCAAAGAAGAAAGAUUUUGGAGAUGGCAUGUUGACAAUGAGAGCUAAACCUCCUCCAGAGGUAGAGUUUAUUGACAUAUUUCAGAAAUUCAAACUCUCAUUUAAUUUACUGGCAAAACUGAAGGCUCACAUCCAUGAUCCUAAUGCUCCAGAGCUUGUACAUUUUCUUUUCACUCCUCUGGCUUUGAUUGUGGAUGCUUCUCAUGACACUCAUUAUGGCCCAAACCUUCCUGCGAAAGUAUUGUCUCCACUGCUGACAAGAGAAGCUGUUAAUUUGCUCAUUAAUUGUGUUACAAGCAAAGAAACUGAGCUAUGGCAUUCACUUGGAGAUGCAUGGCUUAUUCCAAGGGAUCAGUGGAAAGGCUAUGUUGCACCGUAUCACCCAGUUUUCUUGGAUGGCUGGUCACCAGAGAGUCCUUUCAUGGAUGAAAGAGAGAAUCCUGCGCUCAUUUCUGAUUACACACGGCAUGGAGAUAGUGGUCGUGCAGUACCACAUGAGGUGGAGCAUGAUGGAGAACAUGAAUCACAUUACAGCAUUGAUUAUUUUGAUUAUGAUCGACAAGAGCCUUCAGGACAAAACCAAAGUUCAUUUCAUAAGUCCAGUUAUGGUGUUCAUUCUGAAAUUGAAGACAGGGAUCACUCUCCAAGUCCUGGAGCAUUAGAUCGAGAGUACUUGUCUGGAGCUGGGUUAGCGAUAUCACCGGCUGCCGGCAGGGAUGCUGGAGCACACAGCGACAUAUCUGCAGAUUCUAUAGAGCACGGGAUUGGUGAUGACCAGCAGCGAUUUGAGCUCUCACAAGCACGAUGGCUUGAGGAGUUGCAUGCCAGAGGAGCGAGAAUAGUGCAGGUGACAUACCCAAGGACUGCUAACAACGACAAGGAACUAACAGUUGUUAGAGGAGAAUACCUAGAGGUGGUGGAUGAUAGUAGAAAAUGGUGGAAAGCCUGCAAUAGCCGGGGCAAGACAGCCCAUGUGCCACACACCAUUGUUACUCCAUACCAGUACCAUGGCUCGGGAGAGCCUGGGGACAUGUUCAGUAACCCUCUGUAUGCUCCACCUCGUGGAUACGACCGUCAGUAUGCCAAGCAGGACUCUCCAAGAGGGGAACGAGACAUUGGUUCAAGUGUGGAAUCUAGACCAACUCGUUCACCGCCAAUACCACCUCCUGCCCCAGCUGACUGGGUUCGCAAAGAGAGACUUGGCAAGAAAGAGAGCAGAAGUGACGUGGAUACGAGUGCAGACGAAGAUAGCAGCUCAAUUAUCAGCAGUAUGAUGAUGGAUGUACAGAAUGAUGCGAUGUCUCCACCAACACCCCCACCGUUGCCGGAGUCAGCGAACUCUGAAACAAAUAUGAUGAUAGCUAAGAAUUCAAAUCUCAAAAGAGAACAAAGUAGCCACGAUUUAAUGCAAGAAGAACUGAAAGCUGUUCUUACAAAGUUCAGAGAUAAGCAGUCAAAUUUAGGUAUUAUGAAAACACCAGAAGUGUACAUAAACCAACAUUCGUCACCAGAUGAAGUUACACAGUGGCUUCAAGACAAGUGUUUUAGUGAAAGAGUAUGCAAUCAGCUGAGUGGAAUGAAUGGCAAUGAAUUAUUUGCGCUGAGCAAAAAGCAACUGGAACAUUACUUCGGCCCGCUAGAAGGACGGCGUUUGGAUUCCCAAAUAACAAUUCAACGAAAUAUUUCAGGGUACAAGACUGCCCGUUCUUCAGAACUGCGUGCAAUCCUUGCCAAAGCUCGUCUAAAAGUGGAAGAAUAAAGCAGAAGCGAAAAAUAAAGUAAUUUAUAAACGAAUGUUUAAAUUGUUGUGUGGAUGAUUAAGUUAUGUGUAAACAAAAUUAAUAUAUGUUGUAAUGUUUAGCACCAUUGUGAUUGUUGUAUUGCUAUGUUUACUUUAUGGGUAAAUAAAGAAAUAUUAAUUGUU